Messenger RNA from Letharia columbiana, 2028 nucleotides. RefSeq lists its product as uncharacterized. Lineage: Eukaryota; Fungi; Ascomycota; Lecanoromycetes; Lecanorales; Parmeliaceae. Gene Ontology annotation, biological process: vesicle-mediated transport; protein targeting to vacuole. The coding region runs from base 1 to 2028 and encodes 675 amino acids. Gene Ontology annotation, cellular component: fungal-type vacuole membrane; Mon1-Ccz1 complex. The transcript is spliced from 3 exons. The record is from RefSeq and is a predicted model, not a curated record.
AUGGGCCAUGAUGGCGAGGACUCCUUGGCUACCAGCGAAGGUGGAGAAGAGCUUGCGAACGACCGGAGCAAAGCAACAUCGCCGCCCAGAGAUGGCGAGGACGAGUCUACGAUUCGAGUAUUGAAAGAGGAGGGUGCUGAGACGAGUUCAAAGGUGGAAUCAUCUACGAUAUCGCAGGCACGCUUUCAAAGUCUAGAAACAGAACAAGAGUAUCGUCCACCAUUACCGCCGAGACCAACCAAUGUGAAUCUACUGCGAGAAGGGUCAUACAGUCCGAAAAGUUCUCUCCAGAGAUCCAGGAAGACUUCGCGACCGCAACUACUGUCUACUGCUACCACUGCUCUGUCCCGCACCGAUAUCCACACUCAGUCAUACCAAGAUGGAUCCCGAGAGACCUUCGAUGCCUCAGCGCAGACGACGCCCCCUUCAAAAGCAACAGCUGCGUUUGGCAGUAUAAAGAGGAUCAAAGACCUAAGUGGCAGCGAGGGUGGUGAUUCUGCCAGCGUCAAGAGCUAUGCGCCAAGUCUCGAGACAGGCGGGGAUGUCGAAAGCCUACUGGGUGAAGUCCUCGGAGCAUCUCAAGAGAGUCCUGCAUGGAGGCUACAUAGUACGCAAAACGGAGCUCUGAAUCCAUUCGACUCGGUUGCAUACGAAGACGAUGAGGCGACUGUAGAUUUUUAUCGAGAAUUUGACGAGAUCGGUGCAGUUGCUGCGGACGGUGAGAACGAAGAGCAGCUACUGAACCAGUGGAAGUCCAAAAGAAAACACUUUUUGAUACUCUCGUCGGCUGGAAAGCCCAUCUACAACCGGCACGGCGAUGACAAUCUCAUAUCCGGGUACAUCGGAAUCAUACAGACCAUCAUCUCUUUCUACGAGGGUGCACACGAUCAGCUGAAAGGAUUUACAGCAGCAGGCGCAAGAUUUGUAGUCAUGUCCCAGGGUCCUCUAUACCUCGUAGCCAUCAGCAAGCUCGGAGAGAACGACCUACAGCUUCGUGUCCAGCUAGAGGCUCUGUACAUGCAAAUUUUGUCUACGCUGACGUUGCCUAACUUGACCCAUAUGUUCUCGAAUCGGCCAUCCACCGAUUUGCGACGUCCUCUGCAAGGUACAGAGCCAUUGCUCUCCGCGCUUGCGGACACUUUCACUCGGGGCUCACCGCCUACAUUACUCUCUGCGCUAGAAUGUCUGAAAGUCCGGAAGACCCAUCGGCAAGUCAUCAAUGAUACGCUACUACGCACACGAUGCGAGACUUUGUUAUAUGGCUUGAUUGUAGCUAGUGGGAGGUUGGUCAGCGUCGUUCGACCAAGGAAGCACUCAUUACAUCCGAGCGACCUGCAGCUGAUAUUUAACAUGCUUUUCGAAGCACGAGGAGUCAAGGCAGGAGGUGGAGAGAAUUGGAUACCAUUAUGUCUUCCUGGAUUCAACAAGAAUGGCUAUCUAUACAUGUACGUCAGCUUCGUCAGCGCAUACGAAAGUGGGGGGGAAGAAGGGCGUGAGGGCCAAAACGAGACCGGAAAACCGGACGACAUAGCCAUACUGCUCAUCAGCGCUAACAAGGAAAGUUUCUAUGACCUUCGCAAGAUGAGGGAUUCACUCGUUGAGGAACUCGAGGCCAAUGGUAGCAUGGCAAUCAUAAAAUCUGCAGUACGGCGUGGCCGACCUACAACAACAGACAUUGUCCCCGGCACUGUGCUUCGCCAUUUUCUGUACAAGUCUCGAGCCAAUGUUCAAUUCACCAUGCCAUCCUACGAGCCGAGCUUUACCACGCUACUGGCUAAACGGAGACUACUCUCGUUGUACCACGCACUCCACGCCAGCGUACACGCAAAGAACGCUCAUCUCAAAGUGCAUCAUUGCAUCAGUCGUGAGUCGAUAUCCCUAGCAUGGGUAACGCCGCUCUUCGAGUUAUACUGUGUCGCUGGUCCUCACGCCAGCCGCAACGCCCUCGCUCAGAGUGCCAACAAGGUCAUACAGUGGGUACGAAGGGAGGAAGAAAGGGUGUUCAUCAUCGGUGGCGCAGUAUUUUGA